Molecule: messenger RNA, 717 nt
Organism: Aspergillus bombycis
Lineage: Eukaryota; Fungi; Ascomycota; Eurotiomycetes; Eurotiales; Aspergillaceae
Gene: MAT1-2-4
Product: putative mating locus protein
Exons: 2
Coding region: 1-717 (238 amino acids)
Source: RefSeq, a predicted model, not a curated record
AUGGGCACUCUUUGCAAAGUCCUACUUAGACUCCUUGAAGCGUUAGCUCAUGAUGCAUGUCUCUCUUCAGAGCAGAGGGAGAAGGCCAUGUAUAUUGGUCUCUCAUUCCUCUCCCACAAGAAUACUUGUCGACUCAUGGCUCAAGUUUCUAGACUGAUGAAAGGAGAAGUAUUUAUUAGUCCUUAUUACCGAGUUAUUGGGGCAUCUAAACAUAAAAAUACCCUUACCCAUCGGCAUGGCAAAUAUUUGCAGGCAGUCAUGACUGAAUUUCGCAUUGCCCCGACGAUAGCAGACUUCGAAGGUCAUCCUAUCGAGCUCGUUAGCAUCCUGGAUCUUGCGGUAGAGAAUUCCCUUCCUGGCGAAAAGCGAUACCAACUUCACAAGGACCUUCUUUCUAUGGAGAAAAAAGCAAAUGAAGACCUCAUACAGUGCACCGAGGACUAUGGUUAUCAUUACAUUUUCCGAGCUGGUCUACAAGAAUAUUAUAUGACUAAGACUGUCGUUGAAAAUGUCAACUUCUGGAGACCAGAUCCCCGUGGAAACGGCUACCGUGUUCAUAUUCAGAAGCUCUGCUAUGAAACGAUGGAAACGCGGCUUCGCCUGAAUGACGCAGAAAAACGAGCUCUGAUACAAGCUACAGAUUGUAACGUGGAGGAUGCAUACAAUUUUUGUAAGUACCCGGAUAUUGUUGCUGUUGAGCCUCUAACCAUUUAUUAG